AUGCAGCUGUGCAACUUCACGCAAGCCGAUUGGGAUGGAAAACAAUGGGACAAACUGAAAACCUGUUUCGCUACCAUGAAUCCGGAUAAAUGGAGAAAUAUGGAUGCAGUUUUCGACGAUGUUUCGACAAGUUUUGGUGCUCGGGCAGCGGAUGUCUGGAACGUUAUUACAAAAAGCUAUCUAAAAGCUGGCGCCACUGACAACGACUCCGUUUCAUGGUUCCGAAAUAGCACCACCUUCUUCACCGCGGCUUCUUUUACCCAAUUCAUCGUCAAAGAAACUGAACUCUGGCGGGAGCGCGGAAAUCCGCAGGUGUACGUCUACCAGCAAACCUACGCCUCCAAGCUGUCCCACUGGGGUCAGAGGCAGUAUCGUCGCACCGCGUUUGGAUGGUUAUAUACG
Molecule: messenger RNA, 402 nt
Organism: Mesorhabditis spiculigera
Lineage: Eukaryota; Metazoa; Nematoda; Chromadorea; Rhabditida; Rhabditidae
Source: the annotation of a GenBank genome assembly